Molecule: messenger RNA, 2758 nt
Organism: Lates calcarifer (barramundi perch)
Lineage: Eukaryota; Metazoa; Chordata; Actinopteri; Centropomidae
Gene: arsg
Product: arylsulfatase G
Exons: 11
Coding region: 291-1967 (558 amino acids)
Molecular function (GO): arylsulfatase activity
Source: RefSeq, a predicted model, not a curated record
ACCUUAUUUUUAUAUUAUCAUUACUCAUUUAUUUCUUUACACAUAUAAGACGCGUUUUUGUUUGGUAGUGUUUCCCUGGUAACUUUUAAAACAAUUAUUUAGUUUUAACUGGACAAUGCGUUAUCUCUAUUUUUUUAAUUAAGAGGGGGUGGGAGUAUUAUUAACUUGUAAGAGCCAUAUGGUCCGUCCUCGUGCGGCUGACGCAAUGUUCUCAGUCCGACGGCGACUCAUGUGGUCGGUGGGCAAUGUGACUUUAAUAACUUCUCACAAACACUCCGCUUUGACCCAAAAUGGCAGGAGCUUUAUCCCAGUUUCUUCUGACUGGGAUGCUGCUGUGUGGGCUGCUGCUCCAUGCGUUGUCCCAACAUGGAGCCAGCAAUGAUAGUCCCAGUAAGAGGCCCAACUUCAUCAUCAUACUUGCAGAUGAUAUAGGCUGGGGUGACCUGGAUGCUAACCAGCCUGAAGUGAAGGCAAACAACACACCUCACCUUAACCUGAUGGCCGAGCAAGGACUAAGAUUAACAGACUUCCAUUCCCCAGCCUCAACCUGCUCACCAUCCCGCGCUGCCAUCCUGACAGGCCGCUAUGGUCUAAGAAAUGGGGUGACGCAUAACUUUGCCGUGCGAUCUGUGGCAGGUCUGCCUCUCUCUGAAGUUACAUUUCCCCAGCUACUACAGAAGGCAGGAUAUUACACAGCCGUGAUUGGGAAAUGGCAUCUGGGCCACAACGGACCAUAUAGUCCAAUUAACAGAGGUUUCAAUUACUACUUAGGUAUUCCGUACAGUAAUGACAUGGGCUGUACUGACAUACCAGGAUAUAACCUUCCCCAGUGCCUCCCCUGUGACGCAUUUGGACCUCAAGUGUUCAGGUUGAAGAGGAGUGUACACGAGGGCUGUUAUUCCAAAGUAGGCCUUCCACUGGUUGAAAACAGCAGCAUUGUGGCGCAGCCGCUUGACCUGUGGACACUAACAGAACAAUACAAAUCUGCUGCAACGAGGAUUAUACACAAUGCAAGGGAGCGAGGACAGCCCUAUCUGCUCUACAUAGCAUUGGCUCACAUGCAUGUUCCCCUGGCCCCCCCGCUCCCUGCAGAUGCCCCCACCGCUACUCACCACCCAAAUGACGACAGAGUGUAUGGUGCCAGUCUGCGAGAGAUGGACAGUCUGGUGGGGGCAAUAAAGAGCGCUUCUGAUGACACAGACAAAAAUAAUACUCUCAUCUGGUUCACCGGUGACAACGGUCCAUGGGAACAGAAGUGCCAGUACGCUGGAAGUGUAGGACCUUUCAAGGGAAAGUGGCAGGCCAGCAGAGGUGGAGGCUCAUCUAAGCGGACCACCUGGGAAGGAGGUCACAGGGUGCCAACAGUGGCCUAUUGGCCUGGGAGGAUCCCUGCAAACACCAACAGCUCCGCCCUGCUCAGUGGAAUGGACAUUUUCCCAACUCUUCUGUCUCUGGCAGGAGUAACACCUCCCUCCGACAGACGUUAUGAUGGCAUUGAUGCCACAAAUGUCCUUCUGCGGGGUGAACAGACUGGUCAUGAGUUUCUUUUCCACCCUAACAGUGGUGCUGCGGGGCAGUUUGGUGACCUGCAGACGGUUCGAUCGGGAAAACACAAAGCGUUCUACAUCACAGGUGCAGCUGAGUCAUGCGGUGGUGCAACAGGAAAGCAGCAGCUCCAUGAUCCACCACUGAUAUUUGACCUAGAGCAUGACGCGGCUGAGGAGACACCCCUGGAGGCCAGGACACCUGAAUACCAGGUGGUAGCAGAGAGGAUCGCCCGCAGGAGGGAGGAGCUGUUAUGGGACAUUGCCACUGACCAGUCCGUGUCCACAGCAGACUACAGCAUGGACGAAUCGGCCGAGCCCUGCUGCGACCCAAGGCAGGGCUGUUUGCCGCUGCCACCCGCUGGGCCGGGGAUGGGAACUCGCAGGCAGAAACGCUCACACAAAAGGGCGAAGGUGAAGUAAGCAGAUGUCAGCAAACACACAUGGGAGCAAAUAUCUCCUUUGGAUGUGCUCAGCUGUUUGUUUGUAGAAUUUGUUGUUUGGGAAGGUUCAAUGUCCAGAUGCAGCAGGAGAUGUGCAAACAAAGAGAGAGAGCUAAGAGAAGCAGGAGGCCAAACUUUGGCUAUUUGGUCAUUAGCCUGCUGGUAGAGAAGAGGUCCUGAUGAGGUAGUUCUCUGUGAGGUCGAUAAUUUGUGGAAAAUAAGAUCAAUCAAACAGUGUAAACAUGCUGAGUAAAUGUAAUUAAAUGUGAGAGAACUACUGUUUUUUAAGCAGCUGAGGUUUCAGGGUACAAAUAUUUAGCUCUGUUAUUAUUUUGUUGAAUGUUUGAUGAGAUUUGACACAGGAUUUAAACACUGACUUAAACACUUCUGCUAUUCUUAAAUCAAAACCAGACAGUGCAGAGGUUGAGUCACUUCUCAGCUUUAAUGAGUCUCUGUGGUAAAUGUCCAGUACUGAACAGCUCAAUGCAGCGUAAGGGUGUCCUAACAGUGCCACCUUUUGGCAACUCAAAUGGUAUUACCAUGUUACUUAUUACAACAGUACUAUAUAUAAAUGUUAUAUGUACAUUAUACACACAGUAAAAAUCCUCAAUAUAUAUUUACGCAUGGUCAGUCUAUGCAUUGAUGUGUAAUACUUAAAAACAUUUUGCAAAAGAAUAAUUAAUACAUCAAAGUAAAAAUGACUAUGACUUAACAUGUUAACAUAUUCAGCAUCAUGUUGUAAAUAAAAAGGUCUUCAGGAUAUCACUGAAA